AUGAUGUAAACCACAUUGGUCCAAUUCAAGCCACGACCCUUUUCUGCAAAUCCGAAAGGGAAAAGAUAAACAAAACAGAGUUAUCUUUCCCUGUGGCUUAUUCCAUUCCAUCCCACUGAGCCCAAACCUUAAUUUCUGCUUACAAUGGCUUGCACGCUCGCAGAUUCAUUGCUACUAUUCAAGGGCUCUCAGCAGAAGCCAGCUCUGAGGAGGAGCAUUGCUGCCCAGUGUUCACCCAGCAUAUUUAAUAUAAAGGUUGAUGGGCUUAUCCAUAAAGGGUUCAGGCAUCAAAGACAUUUAAUUCCUAGGAAUAAAGUUGCUGUCAUACGAGCUGUGGCAAUUCCGGUAGAACCAGCUCCAGCUGAAAGUGCGGAGUACAGAAAACAACUAGCCGAAAGCUAUGGUUUUAGGAAAAUUGGAGAGGAUCUUCCAGACAAUGUCACUUUAAAGGAUGUCAUCAGUUCCCUUCCUAAGAAGGUCUUUGAGAUUGAUGAUGUUAAGGCAUGGAAAACUGUUUUGAUAUCUGCCACUUCCUAUGCUUUGGGGCUUUUUAUGAUUUCCAAAGCACCCUGGUAUCUACUUCCUCUGGCUUGGGCAUGGACGGGAACUGCAGUAACUGGGUUCUUUGUCAUUGGACAUGAUUGCGCUCACAAAUCAUUUUCAACGAACAAAUUGGUAGAAGACAUUGUUGGAACUCUGGCCUUUUUGCCACUUAUUUAUCCAUACGAGCCGUGGCGGUUUAAGCAUGACAAGCACCAUGCAAAAACAAAUAUGUUGAAUGAAGAUACUGCUUGGAACCCUGUUUCGAAGGAUGAGUUUGACUCAGAUCCACUUUUGAGGAAAGCAAUAAUAUAUGGAUAUGGUCCAAUUAGAUGUUGGAUGUCUGUAGCUCACUGGUUGCUGUUGCACUUUGAUUUGAAGAAGUUCAGACCAAAUGAAGUAAAGAGGGUGAAGAUAAGUUUAGCUUGCGUUUUUGCUUUUAUAGGAAUUGGAUGGCCAUUAAUUAUUUACAAGACUGGAAUCAUGGGAUGGAUAAAAUUCUGGUUGAUGCCAUGGUUGGGCUACCACUUCUGGAUGAGUACUUUCACCAUGGUACAUCAUACUGCACCACACAUACCAUUCAAAGACUCAGAAAAGUGGAAUGCUGCUCAAGCACAGCUAAAUGGAACUGUUCAUUGUGAUUACCCUCAAUGGAUUGAGAUUCUAUGCCAUGAUAUCAAUGUCCAUAUUCCACAUCACAUAUCCCCAAGAAUACCAAGCUAUAAUUUACGAGCAGCCCAUAAGUCUCUCCAAGAAAAUUGGGGAAAGUAUCUGAAUGAGGCUAGUUGGAAUUGGCGAUUGAUGAAGACAAUCAUGACGGUGUGCCAUGUGUAUGAUAAGGAGCAAAAUUAUGUUGCCUUUGAUGAACUUGCCCCUGAAGAUUCUCAACCAAUUAAAUUUUUGAAGAAUGUCAUGCCUGAUUAUGCUUAAGUUGAUCUGAGCUGGCUUAUUCUUGUACCAAUAUCUGUGUCAAAGUAGGUAGGUAUGCCAUUCAUUUUCCUUUUACGCGUUCUAUCAUGGUUCUAUUUUUUAAUUACUUAUAACAAGGGAAGAUUGCUAGGGUCUCUCUUAAAGUUCAAGUUCUAGGGUAAUCAUAUUAUGAAGUUGCGGAUUGUCCAAAGCCAAGCCCCUGAGAAGCAUUCAUUAAGGUUAAAGUAGAUGUUAUAGAUUUACUUUAAUCUGAACAGCGUGAUUCUUGUUAGAUUGUCACGUUGAAGCAACAUUAUAUUAUGCAUAUACAGUUGUCUAACGGAUAAUAUAACACGUGGAAUGUGAUGUUUUGAGCUGAAUGCCUUGUUCUGAGUA
Lotus japonicus is the source of this 1845-nucleotide messenger RNA. RefSeq names its product omega-6 fatty acid desaturase, chloroplastic. Gene Ontology annotation, molecular function: oxidoreductase activity. Gene Ontology annotation, biological process: lipid metabolic process. The transcript is spliced from 10 exons. The record is from RefSeq and is a predicted model, not a curated record. Lineage: Eukaryota; Viridiplantae; Streptophyta; Magnoliopsida; Fabales; Fabaceae. The coding region runs from base 145 to 1470 and encodes 441 amino acids.